Daucus carota subsp. sativus is the source of this 1695-nucleotide messenger RNA. RefSeq names its product F-box protein CPR1. Bases 462 to 1619 code for a protein of 385 amino acids. The record is from RefSeq and is a predicted model, not a curated record. The transcript has 2 exons. Gene Ontology annotation, molecular function: protein binding. Lineage: Eukaryota; Viridiplantae; Streptophyta; Magnoliopsida; Apiales; Apiaceae.
CCUAUAACGAGCAUUUAAAGUCCAACUUAAGGUGGCAGAAAAAUUUUCGUGCUAAAAAGGAUUCGUUGAUGCAUCAGUGGUCCUAUAGUGGAGUCCGGCUCAUGGUGCACCUCAUUUUGUUCAUGUCAUGGGUGCCAAGUUCUUGGGUGAGGGGGCCGGGGGUGUCUUGCGUCAACCAACUGCUAUUUUCAUGGAGUUUCGCGUCAUCAUGACCAUUUUAAACUUGCUCAAAAUGGAGACGAAUGAUGUGUUAAUAGAAUUAGGAUUUCUUUGAAUGACCGAUUGUGCUAUUUUUGAUUUGCGUGUUCCAGGACAGAUUAUCUGUACCAAAAAAUCUAUUUUAAAUGAUGGAAUCUGCUGUUCUGACUUCGCAAAAUCAGUGCUGAGCUGCUACCAGACUCAUCCGGAAGUCGUAUUAUACGUUUUUGUUUGAUCCAUUUGUUGCUUAAUAUGUUUCGACCAUGAGGCCGCGGCACAGAACCUUAAUGGAACUACCAGAAGAAAUUCUAAACGAGAUCUUUCUGAGGAUGCCUGCAAGGUCUGUUUUAAUCUGUAAAUGUGUCUGUAAGCCCUUUUUGCGUAUCAUCAGACAUCCCGAUUUUGUAAACACCCAUCUCAAUCGUGUUAAGGACGUUGGGCGUGAUAAAUCAGAAGCACUCAUUUUGCAUUUUGGAAAGAGCAAGUACAGAGGAAGGAAGUAUAUCAAGAGAAAGCAACUAGGCUGCAUUCACUAUGAUCAUGUGAUGUUAUCUAUUGAUAAUGCGAUGAUUAAUGUAUAUAAGCCUUUUAGUCCUCCAGUUCCGUAUGUUGGGGAAGUUAAAAUUGUUGGUUCUUGUAAUGGAUUGAUUUGUGCUGCUAUUCAGUAUGAUAAUGAAGAUGGUGAUGAUUUUGUUCAUAAGUUCAGCAUUUUAUUAUGGAACCCUGUUACUAGACAAACUAGAUAUCUGCCAAAGCCGCGGUAUUAUAAUGGUGUGCAUGAUCCUUUUUUUGAAUUUGGUUUUGUCUCGGAAACUAACGAUCAUAUGGUUGUAAGAAUUUCAGAUGCUUUGGACCACAGGAUCCGAGCUGAUCUAUACAAGAUGAGUACAGAUUCCUGGACAGUUAUUGAUUGCACUUCAUUUGCUGGAAGGAAUACGGUUUUUCUAUGUAGUUUAUUUGGAGAUGAGUCUCCUGUGUUUUUGAAUGGAUCCUUUCACUGGGGCUCCUGGAAAUAUAUUGUUUCUUUUAAUCUGAAAGACGAGGAGUUGGGGCUGAUCAGUCUUCCCCCAUAUCUUGAUGAAUAUCGACCUGAUGCUGAUCCUGGAGUAGACAAACUUGCGGUGGAGGAGGAGGAAAAAUCAUUAAUGUACUGGAGAAUGGGUGAUGAUAAAUUGCAAAUAUGGGUCAGGACUGACUAUGAUUUUGAUGAUUCUUGGUGUCUCAGGCUCCAAGUUAACAUGUCACAUCAUUUAACCUCGUCGAGCUAUUGGAAAGAUUACUUGAUCAUAACCGAUCCAACAAGCACCCGCUAUUUAUAUGAUCUCUGUACCGGAAAUAAGAUGAAAAUUCCUGCUACAGAGACUUGGGAUUUAUUAGGUUUCUGUAAUUAUGUGGAAACCCUAUGUCCGGUAGAUAUGUAGAUGAAUAACUCUGUUUAUAAGGUAUAUCUUUGUUCAGUUUAAUUCUUAUAGAGCUAAUAUUCUGUAUUUUGUUUAC